Molecule: messenger RNA, 303 nt
Organism: Gryllus bimaculatus (two-spotted cricket)
Lineage: Eukaryota; Metazoa; Arthropoda; Insecta; Orthoptera; Gryllidae
Source: the annotation of a GenBank genome assembly
UUUGCACUCUCAGACGCACAAGUACCCAUUCUCAUCAUGAAGGUCGUGGCUUUCUUCGUCCUGGCUCUGGCCUGCGUGGCUCUGGCUGAGGAGAAGAAGGAGGAGAAGGUGGCCGUGGAGGAGAAGAAGCAGGAGAAGCGCGGAGCCCUGGGUCUGGGCUAUGGCUACGCCGCCCCCGCCGCCGUCGGCUACGCCGCCCCCGCUGUUGGCUACGCCGCCCCCGCCGUCAGCUACGCCGCCCCCGCCGUCGCCGCCUACCACGCCCCCGCCGUCGCCGCCUACGCCGCCCCCGCCGUGGCUAAG